ACACUCGGGGUUGAUUAUAAACCUGCGGUCAGCUGGAAACAAGUGGUGGACCUGACAUACUCCAUGCGCCUGGGAGAGAAACCCAGACUCAUAGAGCAGGAUGAGGCCGCAGUGCAGAAGUUUAGGUCUGUGCCCCCAGGCUGGAGCUACGAGCAUGACAUGGAGCUGGGGCGCUUCCUGUACGAUCACAGCGAGAGGGAGCUGCAGCACGGGGACUGCUCCAAGGAGCACCUCAGCAGCGUCGAGGUCUCCUCGCAGGCGGAGGACUGCGGUGCGGCCCAUCUGACUGACAACCAGACAUACACCUUCUGGGAGAGCAAUGGGCCCCGGGGGCAGCACUGGGUGCGGCUCAACAUGAAGAAAGGCGCCAUUGUCAAGAACCUGUGGCUGAUGCUGGAUGGGCAGGCCAACUCCUACGUACCCAGGCGGGUGGCCGUGUAUGGUGGGGCAUCAAACAGGCUGCAGCACCUGAGAACCGUCCUUAUUAACGAGAGCAGCUACCGGGACGUCUGCAUCCUCCGUGACAUGAAGACCCACCUGCCGGUGCUGGAGAUCCGCAUCCUGGAGUGCCGGGGUGAGCCUGCGGUGGAUGCCGACGUGCUGUACCGUCGGGCUGUGCUCAUUCAGAGGUUCGUCCAGCUCCUGGACAGUGUCCUGCAUUACCUGAUCCCCCUCUCCGAGGACAGCAUCGGUACCUUCAAUGCACUCAGGAGCAUGAAGCCGUUCCUGCUGCUGUCCAAGCAGAGCACAGCCCUCAUCGCCCACUGUCUCCAGUCCUCGGAAAGCAGCCUCCCUCAGGCCCUGCCAAAGCUGUACAUCAACCGGCACCUGGCCCGGGAGCACCGUGCCAACCCUGCGCUGGACCCCGGCUGCAGGAACACCGUCUUCACCCAGCUGUACGAAGGCCUCAGAUCUUGCAAGAACAAUCAGCCCCUGGACUACAGGUGGCCCCUGAGCUACAGCCAGUGGUGGGAGUGCGAGUUCAUCACCGAGGGCAUCGUUGACAAUGGCGGUGGUUUUCGGGACAGCCUGUCGGACGUGUCGGAGGAGCUGUGUCCCAGCUCAGGCGAUGUCCCCGUGCCCCUGCCCUUCUUCGUGCGCACCUCCAACCAGGGUAACAGCAGCAGCGACACCAGGGACAUGUACGUCCCCAACCCCUCCUGCAAGGACUUCCCCAAGUACGAGUGGAUUGGGCAGCUGAUGGGAGCAGCCCUGAGGAGCAAGGAGUUUCUGAUCCUGGCUCUGCCAGCACUGGUGUGGAAGCAGCUGGCAGGGGAGGAGGUCAGCUGGAGCAAGGACUUCGCUGCCGUGGACUCGGAGCUGGUGAAGCUGCUGGAGGUGCUGGAGGGGCUGGACAGGGAAGCCUUCGAGUUCAUGUUCGGCAGAGAGCUGACCUACACGAUGGUGCGGAGCGACCAGCGCGUGGUGGAACUGAUCCCCAAUGGCAGCAGCACCGUGGUGCGCUACGAGGACCGCAAGGAGUUCAUCCGUCUGGUGCAGAGGGCUCGGCUGGAGGAGAGCAAGGAGCAGAUUGCAGCCAUGCGUGCUGGGCUGCUCCGCGUGGUGCCCCAGCCUGUGCUGGACCUGCUCCCCUGGCAGCAGCUGAAGAAGAAGGUCUGCGGGGACCCUGAGAUCACAGUGACCGAGCUGCGGAGGUUCAUGACGUUUGAGGACUUUCCCCCUGACGACACCCGUGUCCAGAACUUCUUGGAGGCGCUCAACAACUUCACCAGCGAGGAUCUCAGCCGCUUCCUCAAGUUCGUCACUGGCCGGAGCCGCCUCCCGGUUCAGAUCACUGUCUACCCAGAAAGGGCAAACUUGAACGCAUUCGACCUGAUGCCACAGGCCUCCACGUGCUCCUGCAUCUUCUUCUUGCCCAACUAUUCCUCGGCCAAGGCCUGUGAGGAGCUGCUGCGGUACGCCGUGUACAACUGCAUGUCCAUCGACACUGACAAGAACGCCUGGGAUGAAUGA
Messenger RNA from Fulmarus glacialis (Northern fulmar), 1974 nucleotides. RefSeq names its product E3 ubiquitin-protein ligase HECTD3-like. The annotation marks the transcript as partial. The record is from RefSeq and is a predicted model, not a curated record. NCBI's taxonomy places the organism in Eukaryota, Metazoa, Chordata, Aves, Procellariiformes, Procellariidae. Gene Ontology annotation, molecular function: ubiquitin-protein transferase activity. The transcript has 20 exons.